Messenger RNA from Melospiza georgiana, 1802 nucleotides. RefSeq lists its product as uncharacterized. NCBI's taxonomy places the organism in Eukaryota, Metazoa, Chordata, Aves, Passeriformes, Passerellidae. Bases 138 to 1217 code for a protein of 359 amino acids. The record is from RefSeq and is a predicted model, not a curated record. The transcript is spliced from 2 exons.
AACAAAAAUAGAGCUUUAUUUUGGGACAAGUGCAAUCGGAGCUGGGUCCUUCGGCCCCGGCGUGGGGAUACAAGUGUGGCAAGGCCACCACGGGCCCGGCAGCGGUGCCAGGCACACACACCGGGUGUCCCUUUGCCAUGGCAUGUGCUGUGUCACAGCCCAGCACUGUCCCGUGUCACAGCCCACCACUGUCCUGGAGCGAUGGCAGCGGGUCCAGGCUGCUCCCGUGCCCUCGGCUGGGCUCUCACCAUCUCUGCCACGGAUGCCAGUCUGCAGCGAGCUGGGAGGGGUGGGGACAGCUGUGGGGGCUCAGGGGCGUGGUGGCGACAAGGACAACAUCGGCAGCACCACCGGCGGCCCCACGGAUUGUCACGACACGGUGGGGACGGGGACAGGAGAGGGGACACACCCACCCUGUCCUGGGCGUUCGGCUCGGCCACGAGAACCGAGUGUACACAGAGAGCCAGGGGCCACUCCAGCCAGCAGAGCUCAACACACACACACACAGCCAGACACACAGACACACAGCCAGACACACAGCCAUGUCUGUCUGCCCAGGUGGGACGGCAGCUGGAUGCACAGAGCUGUGUGUCCAGAGGUGUGUCCAGAGCCACGUCCCUGGGCCCUGUGUGCACACACGGACACGUGCAGAGCCGGUGCACAGCGGGACCUGCCAGCAGCACACACCUGCACACACACACACACACACACACACACACACACAGAGCCGUGCCCGCCCAGCCUGCACACACCAGCACGCGUGUGCCACACAGACACUGUGCACACACCUGUGUACGGCCUGGGGCAGGGCACGCGUGCCCACAAGCACAGACCUGCUUGCACACAAAGCCUGUGCACACCAACACGUGCACACCAAUGCAUGCACACUGACACGUGCACACAGAGCCUGUGCACACCCAUAUGUGCACACUGACAUGUGCACACCAACACAUCCAUACACAGCUGUGCACACCUAUGUGUGCAGUGUCAUACACAUUAACACAGGCAUGUCCCACACAGGGCCAUGCUCACACCUGCAGAGCCUGUGCACACCCACAGGCACAGAGCUGUGCACAGACCCACUCACACCCAAGAGUGUGCAAUUGCACACACGUGCACACACCACGUGUGCAUGUCAGCACGUCUGUGUGCACAGUGCUGUGCUCACCAGCACACCUGGACACUGUGCAAAGCAGGGCGUGUACACUCACUUCUGAGCACACCAGAAAACACACAGGCACACAACCAUGCACGCUGACACACGUGUGUGCCUCAGCAGCUGUGUGUGCACACAGAGCCAUGCACACUGGCACACACGUGCACAGAGUCACACACACUGGCACAGACACAUGCACAGAGGAGUCACACACUCUGGGCACCAGUGCACAGUCACACACACCCUGGCACACACUGCACAGAGUCACACACACUGGCACACACGUGCACAGUCACACACACACAGUGGCACACGUGGGCACAGUCAUACACACUGGCACACACGUGCAGUCACAUACCCUGGCACAUCUGUGUACACAGUCACACACCCUGGCACACACACACGUACUCAGAGUCACACACAUACCUUGGCACACAUGUGCACAGUCACACACACUGGCACUCGUGGGCACAGUCAUACACCCUGGCACACACGUGCACAGAGGAGUCACACUCAUUGGUACACACGUGCACAGUGACACACACACUGGCACACAUGUGCACAGUUACACACACUGGCACACACACGCACAGUGUCACACACUGGCACACACAUAUGUACAGUCACACUCAUUGGCACACACAUA